Messenger RNA from Sphaerulina musiva SO2202, 1750 nucleotides. RefSeq names its product carbohydrate kinase. The record is from RefSeq and is a predicted model, not a curated record. The coding region runs from base 114 to 878 and encodes 254 amino acids. Lineage: Eukaryota; Fungi; Ascomycota; Dothideomycetes; Mycosphaerellales; Mycosphaerellaceae. Gene Ontology annotation, cellular component: cytoplasm. The transcript has 3 exons. Gene Ontology annotation, molecular function: gluconokinase activity.
GUCGUACAACCUGACUUUUCUUUAUCGCUGCAUUCCUGUCCCGUCGGUGGAGCGUACGUUUGUUUGACCUGCGAUUGUUGAUAAGACAGAACAGCAGCAGCAGCAGCAUCAUCAUGUCGCAGGAGGCAGUGGUCCACACUCCCCAACAACAACAUCAACACCAACAACCACAACAUCAACAACAUCAACAACAACUGCCUCCCACUCCACCAUCGGAAUCCUCACCAGAACCGUCCAACAUGUCCUCCAUCGACGACGCCCUGUCAGGAGACGCGACCACUUCUGCACCUCCACAUCCCUCUCCCUCUCAACACAAGCACAUUUGGGUCAUAACGGGACCAGCGGGAUGUGGGAAAACCUCCGUUGCCGAGCACCUGCACUCCACAUUAUCGUUGCCAUAUCUGGAGGGAGACACGUUCCACACGCCUGCCAACGUCGACAAGAUGGCACAGGGACAGCCUUUGACUGAUGCGGAUCGAUGGGACUGGCUGGUCACUCUGCGCGAGGAGUCGGUCAAGACGCUUCGAGCCUCGUCGUCGUCGUCGUCGUCGUCGUCGGCCGAUGGCGUUAUUGUCACCUGUUCGGCGCUCAAGAGAAAAUACCGAGAUGUGAUUCGAAUUGCGGCAUAUCACCAUCCAGAGAUUCGAGUGCACUUUGUGUUCCUCAAGGCCACAGAGGCGCUCUUGAUGGAACGAGUGCGGGCGCGACAGAAUCAUUACAUGAAGGAUUACAUGGUUCACAGCCAAUUCGAGAGCUUGGAAACCCCGACGCAGGACGAGACGGAUGUCCUGGCUGUGGAUGCCAGUGGCACCAGUACGCAGGUACAGGAACUUGCGCUCCGGAUCGUCAAGCAGGAGAUGGCGAGCGAGGCAACAUGACCAUCUAUCAGCACAAACUUGCCCUGAGCCCCAUUGCAGCAGUCCUGGACUGUCUUACGAACUUGUAGGAAAUAAAGCGAGACAUUCCCCAUUUUGUUACCUAGGUAAUAUCUGAUGCAUCAGCCCUGAGCCCAUGCUUCUUCUACAAUAUCAGCGAGCUCUUGAAGAGUUUCCACACGAAGUUUAAACCCAUACUUCUCCUCUGCCCCUGUCGUAUCGCCUCCCAUAAACCCUUUUCUAUCAACCCACACGCCCUGCAGUCCAACCUGCUUCGCAGGACCAUGAUCAUGGAACAGCGACUGUGCCACAUGACACAGCUCCUCCUUUUCCACUCCCAAUUCCGACUUGACAUGAUCCAGCAAAUAAUAAAAAUUCCUCACAUCCGGCUUAUACGACCCAAUAUCUUCCGCCGUAUAAAUCCGAUCAAAAUGACAUCCCUGCAACGGCCCCGCCAACGUCUCCCGGAACGACGCAUGAUCCACAUUUGACACGGGAACGAGUUGAUAUCUCUUUCCCAGCCGCUGGAUCGCCUGCACGGUAUCUGCAAAAGCAGGAUACGCUCCAAUUUGCGUGGAAUAUUCUCGUGCGGCACGCUCUACUUCCUCGGAGGUCACGUGGCCUUGUUCGACGACGCCUAGUUCGGCGGCAUAGCGACGCAGGCCUUCUGCAAUGAUGUCUUGUUGUUUACUCGUGGGUUGCUCGCGUUGGACGGACGUGUCGUGGCGCUCAAUGGCGAGGAGCAGGUCGCGGUCACUGGGAGGUAGGAAUGGGGCGAGAGCGGUGGCGCGUGCUGAUUGCGCGAUGCCGCUUUCCCAGUCAAUCAGAGUGCCGUAAAUGUCAAAUGAAAGCGCCUUGAUCUGCGUCCAUGGGAU